This is a messenger RNA of Gossypium arboreum, 945 nucleotides long. RefSeq lists its product as uncharacterized. The transcript has a single exon. Lineage: Eukaryota; Viridiplantae; Streptophyta; Magnoliopsida; Malvales; Malvaceae. Bases 1 to 945 code for a protein of 314 amino acids. The record is from RefSeq and is a predicted model, not a curated record.
AUGGGGCACAUAGAUGAGGUAGUUGCAAAUUUAUUCGAUCAACUUAGUAAACAGAACACACCUGUGCCUGCAAUCCUAGCCGAGAAGUUUAGAUCCUUGAGUGCAUGUCGGAGAGCUGGUGAAGGUAGAUUCAUUGGAUGUACACAGUUGUUGUUAGUAUGGUUCCAUAGUCACUUUUGGAAGGUUGAUAAGGUUCCUUACCGAGUGUUCUUUGAGGACUAUUCUCCCUUAACAGAAGCUGCAACUACGCCGAGGAUGGAUGACAUUACAGAGGAAAGAUGGACGGAAAUACUUCAGAAUCUCCAAGAGGAAUAUGUAAUGUGGAAAGCUCCUUGGAUGGCUCCUAAUGAAGUCCUUUAUCGUUGUGGAAGUUUUGAUUGGGUACCUCUUCCUGGAAUUUGGGGAGUCGUUGGUUCUGCACCAUUACUCGUCCUAAGGAAAUACAAAGCGGGGCAGUUUAUACCGGCAACACAAGGGUUAGCUCAGAGUGAUUUCUUAUAUAAAGGGGAUCAUUAUAAGAAGAAGAUGCGAAAGAUUUCCAAGGCUUGGAAGAAAGUUUGUUGUAUAAAGAUUCUGACUGAAAGACCGACGACGAUCCUUGGAUACAAAGAGUGGUUUAGUAAGAGGAUCAAUGAUAAUAUCCCUAGGCCAAGUUUGGGGGCUACCCGAUCAAUGAAGGAGAGUUUACGAGUGAUUCCAUCAGAGUUGGAAGUUAUAAAGCAAGAGUUUGAAAGGAAGAAUUUAGAGCUCGGGAGAAAGAUAGAGAAGCUUGAGGAGGAGAAGAUGUACUUGAGCUUAGACGUCGACGUUCAUAGAAUUGAGGCCGAAAAAGAGAGAAAAAAAAAGAGGAAGAUUGAGGAAGACCAAGAUGACUUGAAGACGCAAUAUAAGAGGAUACAGUUAUUAAUGAAAAGAGCUGGAUUGGGGAAGUCUUCAGAGCAGUGA